GGCCGCGAAUCCCGCGCCCACUGCGGUGAGGGUUCCUGAGGAGGGGUCUCCUGAGCACCUGGGCGUCGGGGCGUGGAGUCUGGGGUCUGUGUCUUUUACCCCGGUUAAGGCCAGCGAAGCGCAUUCAUCGGAGAUGGUGCUACAACAGAGGUAGAGCUACAAAGAGAGAGACAGAGAGAGAGAUCUAUCUGCUGACUCACUCCCCAGAUGGCUGCAACAACAAGGGCUGGGCCAAACUGAAGCCAGGAGCCUGGAACUCCUUUUCCCAGGUGAAAGGUUGCUGAAUUCCAUCCAGGUCUCUCACACGGGUGGCUGGCACCCAGGUUUUGGGCCAUCAUCUGCUACCUCCCAGGGGCAUUCACAGGAACCUGGAUCAGAAGCGGAGAGGGAGAGAAAGAGAGAUGCAAAUCUUCCAUCUGUGGUUUAUUCUCCAAAUGCCCAUGAUAGCCAGCACUGGGCAAGCAUCCAGGAAUUGCAUCUAGGUCACCCACAUAGUUGGCAGGCACUCAAAUAUUUGAGCCAUCACCUGCUUCCUUCCUGGAGACACAUUAACAGGAAACUGGAUCAGAAGCAGAACUGGAACUUGAACCCAGGGAUGUUGGUUGUUUCAGUCUCUUGCUAGUGACUUCUGAUGUGUCACCGAAUGGCAUUGUCUACUGCAGUGCUGAGAAGAUACUCCCAAGGACACAGCAGCAGCACAGCGAAGGCAGACCUGAUUUGAGCUCUGCUGGAUAGACCCUGAUUAGGAGUGAUGCCUCCAGGCAGGUGGCAUGCUGUCCAUCCUGCUCAGGCCCAGGCCUCAAAGGAACGCGGGCGCCUUCAGGUGGUCAAGAAAGAGGAUGAGGAUGAAGGCUACACUUCAGUGCAGCCUGCCAGGCCACAGACACUCAACCGUCCUGGCCAGGAGCUCUUCCGACAGCUCUUCAGGCAGCUUCGCUACCAUGAGUCUUCUGGGCCCUUAGAAACACUGAGCCGACUCCGGGAGCUCUGCCGCUGGUGGCUGAGGCCUGACGUCCUCUCCAAGGCCCAGAUGCUGGAGCUGCUGGUGCUGGAGCAGUUCCUGAGCAUCCUGCCUGGGGAGCUCCGGACCUGGGUGCAGCUGCAUCACCCUGAGAGUGGUGAGGAGGCUGUGGCCUUGCUGGAGGAACUGCAGAGGGACCUUGAUGAGACAUCUUGGAGGGACCCAGGCCCUGUCCAGAGUCCAGAUGUGCAUUGGAUGGGUACAGGAGCCCUGCGAUCCACAAAGAUAUGGCCCCCUGCUUCACCUCUCAGGAGUGGCUCUGCUCUGGGAGACCAGCUGGAGCCUCCCUUUGAAAUAGGAGUGCGUGACUUCCUGGCUGGGCAAUCCGAUCUCCAUGCUGCUCAGGUGCCUGCCCUUACCCAGAGAGAGGAGAGCCCAGGAGACCAGGUGAUGGCAGCAAGUUCCCUGACAGCCCAGCCCCAGGAAAUUAUGGCUUUCAAGGACGUGGAGGUGACCUUCUCCCAGGAUGAGUGGGGAUGGCUGGACUCGGCUCAGAGGAACCUGUACAGGGAUGUGAUGCUAGAGAAUUACAGAAACUUUUCUGCUCUGAUGGGACCAUUCUGCAAACCUGCUCUGAUCUCCUGGUUGGAAGCAAGAGAGCCAUGGGGCCUGAAUAUCCAGGAAGCCCAGCCUAAGAAAGAGCCAGAUGAUGCUCCUACCGGAAGUGAGCUCCAGAUUCAGACAGACAAGUUCAUUUUAAAACAGGAGCCUUUGGAAGAGAAAGAAACUUGUGCUGUACUAACAGUAUGUCCUGCAAUAAGUGUUUCUGAGGGAACGGGACUCCUAGAAUCUUCUGAGCAAAAGAAAAGGUUAAAGGAGCAAUGUAGAAACCUCAUACAAGUGGGAGAUAAGAAAGAAGAAACUGGUUGCAGUUAUAGAGAUGGAAAAGAAUCCAAAGUGUCUGGAGGAGGAAACAGUGGUGAUGUAAAACAUGCUACACGUUUGACAGUUUCCAAACGAAAGCAGUCCCUUAAACAUGGCUGUGGCAGACACUUCAGAACGAGUUCACACCAUUAUGACUACAAGAAACAUGGGAAGGGGCACAGACUCAUGAUCGGGGGGUUCAGCCUACAUCAGAGAGUUCAUACUGGGCUCAAAGGGAAUGAAAGGGACUCGUGUGGGAAAGGCUUCAGCCUUAGCUCUCAUCACCAGCAUGGGCAGAAUCUCCACUUGGUGAGGACGUCGUACAGGUGCAGUGACUGUGGGAAGACCUUCAAUCGUAGUUCCCAUUUGGUGUAUCAUCAGAGACAUCACACUCAAGAGAAACCAUUUAAAUGUAGAGUGUGUGGGAAAGCUUUUGGAUGGAACUCAAACUGUGUGCGACAUGAGAAGAUUCACACUGGAAUGAAACCUUAUAAAUGCAGUAUAUGUGAGAAAUCUUUCCAACGCCUGUCAGCCUACCGUCUGCAUCAGGAAACCCAUGCAAAGCAGAAAUUUCCUGAGUCAGAUCAGUAUAAAGAAGUUCUCACUUACAGUACAGAGUUUGAAUAUCAUUUGAGAGACCAAGACAGCGAGAGAUCAUUUGACUGCAGCCAGUGUAGGAAAUCCUUCCAUUGUAAAGCAUAUGUUCUGGAACACCAAAGGAUUCACACUCAGGAGAAACCCUAUAGAUGCACCAUAUGUAGGAAAACUUUUAGGUGGAGGUCAAACUUUACUCGUCAUGUGAGGUUGCACCAGGAGGAGAAGUUCUAUAAGCAAGAGAAAUGUCAAGAAAACUCAAGACAGAAGAACUACAGUCAGCCCCAGGAUGCUCCCACUGUGGAGAAAAGUUUUCCCUGUCAGCAGUGUGGGAAAGCUUUUACUCGAAAGAAGACCCUUAUCGAUCAUCAGAGAAGUCACACAGGCGAGAAACCCUACCGCUGUAGCGAGUGUAGAAAAGGCUUUACCUAUAGGUCAGCCUUUAUCGUUCAUAAAAAGAAGCAUGCCAUGAAAAGAAAGCCCGAGGGCGCGCCUUCUUCUGGUCAGGACAAGGUGUUCCAAGUUCCUCAGGGCAGUCCCACCACAGGAGAGCCUUACCAAUGUAGCCAGUGUGGCAAAGCCUUCCGCAAUCACUCAUUCCUCCUUGCCCAUCAGAGAAUUCACACCAGAGAGAAGCCUUACAAGUGCAGGGAGUGUGGAAAGGCCUUCCGAUGGAGUUCCAAUCUCUACCGACAUCAGAGGCGUCACUCUUUGAAAAAACAGUAUGAGUGUCAUGACGGUCAGAAGAUGCCAACUCUGAAAGCAGACGUCCUCACUGAUGAGAAGCCUUUUUGGUGUCAAGAAUGUGGCAAAACGUUUACACGUAAAAGAAGUCUCUUAGAUCAUAAGGGGAUACACAGCGGAGAGAAGCGCUAUAAAUGUAAUUUGUGUGGGAAAUCUUACGCUCGAAAUUACCGCCUCGUUAACCAUCAGAGAGUCCACUCUACUGAACGACCAUUUAAGUGUCAGUGGUGUGGCAAGGAUUUCAUUGGGAGACAUGCCCUUUCUCUUCAUCAGAGAAAACACAGCAGAGCAGCGGCAUCCGGGUGCAGCUUGCCUGGGUUAUCUUCGCGUCAGGACACUGGGUUGAGUGUGCAGGAAUUAAAACCAAGUGGGGAAAAGGUCCUGGAAGAUUGUAAGGAGGUUGCUGACCAGAGCUCCAGGCACCCCAGACUGCAGAACAUACCUGAAGAGGGCAAGUGCCACAGAUGUAACAUAUGUGGGAAAACCUUUAACAAGCAUUCGCAGCUUAUUAGUCACAAGAGAUUUCAUACUCGAGAGAGGCCCUUCGGAUGCCUAGAGUGUGGCAAGACCUUCCGGUGGUCUUCAAACCUGGCUCGUCACAUGAAAAAUCAUGUUAGAGAUUAGCCUAGGGCCUGAUGAUGACAAUGGGAUCGGGAGUGCUCCCCAGCUAGUCAGCUAGAGAGCCUUCAGUCAUGGGGAAAUCCUUCACAAAGGGCCCUGCCCUUUGUAUUUUGGAAGCUGAUGGCAGAGUCCUGAGGAUUUACAAGCUCACUGAGGCCCCAGCCCACCUGCUGGAAAGGGCUGCUGGGGCUCUUCUGGCUCUAGGAGUGGCCUCUGCACAACACCCUGGGGCUCCCCCAGCCAGCUCUCACAACUCUAAAGAGAGAGACCAUUGUCUGUUGUUGUUGGACAAAAUAUUUGAGGCCUGGUGGGCUGUAGCUGGUGAGAAGAGGCCAGUUGGAUUCUAGAUGUCUCUUUGAGCUUGGCCUGUGACAAUACCUGUUCUGUUGGUAUCAAAAGCAAUAGCAUCAAGAAUUGAUCUCUCUAGAUGCCUUCUGGGGAGUUCUGGCUGGAUCUUCAGCUUCACAGCUACUUUUGAAUGUACCUGCCCAAGGCCUAGUGUUGUCUGAGCAGCAGGAGGAGGCGAGCAGGGUGCUGGGCUCAAGUACUUGGAGAAUGAAGCUCUCCUGAUGUCCUACCACCAUCUCUACUGGGCAAGUCUACACAGGCAGCAGCAGAAAUGUGCUGAACACCUGCCUAAUAUCAGGCUCCAGUGUGUGUGCUGGAGACCCAGUAGGUGGUCUGUCCUGUAUUGCAUCUUGUACAGACACUGAACAAAUGAAACAUGUGGUAUUCUGGAUAGUGAUGUGUGUGGUGGGCACAAUAAAUCAGAGAAGAGUGAGGAGUGUUGGAUUUGGAGGUGAGUUGUGAUUUUGGGUGAUCAGGGGACCCUCAGCUGAGAGGGUAAAAUUUGAGCAGUCUUGAAAGAGAUCAGCGAAUGAGCUAUGUAGAUCUCUAAGAAUUUGAGGCAGAGGACCUGGGGUCUUGUCCGGUAUUUUCAAGGGAUAGCAAGAAAGUCCUAGUGUAGAAUGGAGUGAGCCAACUGGAAGAGGAGGAGAGGGGGCCUGAAAGGUGAUAGACUGGGCUAGGUGAGCAUUGCAGAUCAUCCAUGGGGCUUGGGAUGCCUUAUAGAGGGUAGCAGAGAGGGCUCUUUGGGAAAGUUCUUAGUUGAGUGAUGUGAUCUGAAUUUGAAACAUCUACAAGGGUCAAUCACAGACCUAGGACUCAGGAAGAUGGCAUGGCCGUUAGGAUUUUUAUGCAGUUACUUCUGCCAGUUUCUAUAAAUGGGACUUUUUAACCCUGUUUCUGAAUUUUCUGGAAGUUCUCCAGCCCCCACUAGCACUUCCAUAUUUAGGCUCAACACUCUGCAGGUGCCUUCUCACCUUCACAGCCGUCUUGGUAUGUGAUAUCUGGUACUGGCAUCAGGUUCAGCCUAAAGUUACCCAGGCCACAUGCCUGCUGCCUCUAAGAGAGAAGGUGGCCUGUGGUAGAGGUGUCCUCUCUGACUUUUUAACCAGUGGUGUUGAAGCAAAAAGCAAGAACACAAAGGUACAAGAGUGACAUUUCUAAAGGAAAUUAAAUUUGUUACAGUUUAUUGAAGAACGCAGAUUAUAAAUGCAAGGAUGAAAUGUCUCAGUCGGGCAACAUCUCAAACUGCAUUUGCCUAUGAGUAGGCGCGCAUUUGCAGAACAGGCGCUGUAUUGUGAUGAUGAUGGAAAGAAACAAAGUUGGACAGUCUUUUGGUGGAGUACAGUCGUCGUAUCUCCUGGUUUGCUGUAGCAGGUGAGCAUGAAGCCUCUGGUACUGUGGAAUGAUAUCACAGCAUGGGCAAGGGGUGGAACAGGCAUCUCCUGUUGGUGUCCUCGUGGCUGUUCAUCUUUGUCAUUUGGCUUUGCCAUUCCCUUGCGUUUGUGCAACAGUGGCUGCCCAUGGCCUAGAAUCAGUAUUUCUUCAUAUGACAGUGCUGCCCCAGACUGGCCCUGGAAAUGGCUGAGCAGAGGCCAGAGACCUAUGUGCUUGGGCUCCAGGGUCUUGAGAAGGGCUUUGGAGUGAUCAGAUUUGGGUGCCAGCUCAGUGUUCCUUUUCUUGGCAGGGUGAUCUUCAGUGAGUCAUCAGAGCUGUGUGUCAAUUUUCUUUAGUAUACCUAGCUGUACUGUCUGACUCCUGGGACUGGUUUGUGAAGGCUCUGGGUUAGGUUGUUGAUCUCUCAGACCAGAGCCUUCACAGAGGUCCCCCUCUUCCCACCCCCCACAACAUUGGUUGUUGCUGAAACCACGGAAAUACUCUUUUGUCCAUAUUUUCUUCACUCCUUGUGUCAUCUGAUACCUCAUAAAGUUCCUGCCCCAGUAGGAGUAAUUUUGCUGUCAUUUUUAUGGAGUGAGGUGAGCUUACACAUUCCAAAUAAGUUUUAACAUGUACAAAGGAUGAAGUCAAGAUCAACAGAAAUAAUUCUGUGUUGAAAUAAACUGUUAAUACUUUUGAAUUUUAUUAAUGCACUCUGUUCAAUAACCUGAGUUUUCAAAUAAUCUUCAAUUUAUAUUCAGUCUAUUACAGAAAAGUGAGUAAGUACACAUUAGUUGAAAAGGUAGAAUCAAAAGUCUAUUUGGAACUAACUGCUAAGCAUUUUGGUGUAGUCAGUAUUAGAUUUGGCUUAAUUGCUCCUCCAUGCACACUGCUGGCUGUCUUGCCUUGUGCUGUCUCCUUCACCUGGAGUGCCACAGCUCUGCUCCUGCUGCUCCAGAUCUUCCCUCCUCAAGGUCCCCAUCCAUCUAAGCCCUCUUCCCUAACCCCUCCCCCUGGGGCCUGUGUUACUCUGUUGCCUGGUGCUCCAGUUAGCUCCCAUCACUACAGCCAAACCCAUUAACUCUGGAGUCCAAGGUUGGGAACUUACUUACCUGUUGGCCAUGCAGAGAUUUUGCAUAAAAUUGCCUCUGUUAAGUCUAGACCUGAAUUUAGUUUUAAGUAUGGAGUUUUGGGAAGUGUUUUUUGUGUGAAGUGUUGACUGGAAUACACCUGAUGUUUAGGAGCCCAGCUGUGGCUGGUUCUGAUCCAUAUGGCUCCGGGUGACUAUUUGGGUUGUUCUUGACACCAGUUCUUAAAUCUUGUACCCCAAACUGAUCUGGAGAGCAUGCAGGCCCAUUUCUCUGCUCCCUUGGAGGAACUGAAGUUGGGAUUGAGGAGAGUUAGAUGGAUGAGGACAGUCACAGAGAAGAGUGGAUAUCAGGAGGUCUUUUGGUCACCUGUUAGGUGAGUCAGCCCCAUGGUUGGUGACAGAGACUAUCAGACAAGACAGGCAUGUGCUGAGAAGAAUACGUGGGAAUUAUAAAAUAACAUGGAUCACCUCACACUUUGUCAAGUUGGCAUGUUUUUGAAAACCCAAGUGUGGGUAAGUAUGUGGAAAAGUGAGAAUUCACUGCUUUGGGAGCAGAAAUUGUGACAACUGUGCCAAGCAGUUUGUGAAAUCUUGCAAAGUUGUGAGUAUUCUACUUGCUAGCAACUCCACUCCUGGAUAUAUCAUAGAGCAACCCUGUGUGAAGAAAGAAAUGACUGAGACUGUUCAUUGCAGUGUUAUUUAGGUAGCAAAAUUGGCAAAAGCCUACAUUUCAUCAGCAGAACAAGUAAAUGUUUUUUGGUACUUUAGAAAGAGGACUAUGCCUUUCAACACAGACAAGUUCAAAACCGUGCAGAGAAAGUUGGAGAAGCAACAUACAAUAUACCACUUAUGUAAAAAUAAGCAUUCUGUGGGUUUGGGCACAUCUCUUAUUUGUGUUUCAUGUUUGGUUAAAUGGAAUACUAGUACAAGCCUCAAAAGGUGAUUAGGGGUUGGGGGUCCAGUUAAAGAAAUAAUGCAUGUAAAUCACUUAGAAUAGAGUCUGACAUGUACUCAUUGUUGGCAUGUAACUGUGGUGUUACUAUUUUUGCACAAUAAUUUCUGUGGAAUCAACUGUUAAGAAAUAAGUAUAAAGUCAUGUGUUGGAAUGAUAUGUACACGUUGCUACUCUGCCUUUUCCCAGGGCGAGAGAUGCUGAUAAGAUCUGGAAAGGGAUGUAGGACUUGGAGUUUGUUUCUAAAAAUUGAUGCAGAUGCAUCAGAAUGUAAAGACUUAACAGGACAAUGUGAUGGGUUCUUUUUAACUAUUGGCUUAAACUAUUUCAGAAUAAAAGUAUUUUUAAGCAUGGGCUCUGACAUCUUGUGACUAUGUAGAAAUCCUGGAUCUGCCAUUUACGUGAUGUUACUAAGAGGGAGCUGUUUACUGUCAAGGCUUCAGUGUAUACACCUGCAAAAAUUGGCAACAGCACAAAUGGCUGUUAAUCAAGGAUUGGUUAAACAACACUGGUACAUCUGUGAUGGAAUAUCACAAAUCAUGUUCUCCAUGUUGUGAUGCAUGAGCUCCAAGAGAGACAGCUUAUAAGAAAUUGCAACUCCAUUUUCCUUAAUUCUUCAUUGGCAAAGAAGAACAGUUGAAUCCAGAAGUUAUCAGUACAUAAUUUUGAUGAGGAAAGCAGAUCCUGAUGAGAAUAGAGAUGGUUGUCGACCUUUCUACCUUCUACCACUUACUAAGAUAAUGCCCACCUAAGAACUGCAAGAUUUGUACCAGCCUGGUCAUUGGAAACAGAAGUUGUACCGAUUUAAACAAUGAAUUGAAAGAAUUAAUGAGAUAAAUUUGAGAAACUAGAAAGUUGUUAUUGAGGUAGUAUCCUGUAUCUAGGACAGCUGCCAGGGCUGGAGGAGCUGUGAUAGAAUCUCUCCUUAGUUCUGGUAUUUGGCUGCUGACAGCUUACAAGUUCUCCACCUCAUUUUGCCCCACAUGUGUGUAAAAUAAGAAAGCCCAGGCACUCCCUCAUGGUGUGAGGGGGCAGGUCAUAUUAUGCAAAACCUCCUAUAACCAUAAUAAAAACCAGAGCUACUUGGUGUGUGC
This is a messenger RNA of Lepus europaeus (European hare), 8702 nucleotides long. RefSeq names its product zinc finger protein 445 (gene ZNF445). Gene Ontology annotation, biological process: regulation of DNA-templated transcription. The record is from RefSeq and is a predicted model, not a curated record. Bases 752 to 3847 code for a protein of 1031 amino acids. The transcript has 10 exons. Lineage: Eukaryota; Metazoa; Chordata; Mammalia; Lagomorpha; Leporidae.